AGAGCUUUUAUUUGUCUGAACAUAAAGAAGGAGGGUCACACACAGAUGUAUAAAUACUUGAGGUCACAGCUCAAACCCAUCAUAGUUCAGUCAGAUGCUCCUGGACAGAAGUGACAGAAGAAGACAGGACAAAGAAAGACCUCAAAAGAACCCUGCAGAAGAAGAGACACUUAAAGGGAAGCAACUACUUUACAUUAAAAAUUCACCUUAAGAUGGGUGCCACUGACAUUGUUGCCACAAGUACUCUGCUGGUGGCUAUGUCUCUGCUGAGUAUAGCUGCACCAUCUUUAGCAGUCUAUAGCAAUGGAGAAUGUACAUUCAACACUAAAGGGAGCUGUGAAUAUCAGGGUCAGGUCUUUGGUAUCGGUGACAGUUGGAUUACUAAUGACUGCUACCACUGUGUGUGCAUGGAACCCUUUGGAGUGGGUUGCUGUGAUCGCAAUCUGCAGCCAGUAGAUUAUCCAGACUCGUGUGAAGUCAUCAGGAAGCCUGAUUCGUGUGUCAGAGUGGUGGUGAUGAAGGCUAAUCAUAAGCUUCCCUGCCUCUAUGGGAAAUGGGGGAAACAUCCAGACACCUGGAAAUCUGACAACGAGCCAAUAUUUUAAUGAGUUAUCUAAUAAUCUAUUUUAUUGAGCAAUUCGUUCAAAUACAGGAAUCUGACAGCCUGACUAGAGUGUACUGAAAUUCCUGUAACAUAUAUAUAUAUAGCUGGGGCAGUGUUAACUAAUCUAAAGAUCUAUUUAUUGUUGGUUUUUACAUUUAUCUUGUUUUUAAUUCAUGUCCUGUCUAUCUUGAGUUAAUAAAUGUCAUC
Ictalurus punctatus (channel catfish) is the source of this 811-nucleotide messenger RNA. It is a transcript of the gene msmp2, whose product is annotated as microseminoprotein, prostate associated 2. Bases 213 to 605 code for a protein of 130 amino acids. Lineage: Eukaryota; Metazoa; Chordata; Actinopteri; Siluriformes; Ictaluridae. The transcript is spliced from 4 exons. The record is from RefSeq and is a predicted model, not a curated record.